GGAGUGUGGGUUUGUGACUGAAGGGUGGGAAGGCACGUUUUCGAUGGCGUAUCGGCAAUGAGUCCCCCGUCAAAGCCGAGGAGGAGGAGGAGGAGGCGCCACAAUUAUCCACUCUUCGGUGCAAAUCGGCAUUCCCAAGUGUCCCUUGCACUUUCCACCGUCGCUGGAGAUACAUGCCGCUUCUAAAGUUGGGUGAAGUUCCGCUUGAUCCGAAUUGGCGUGAAUCCCAUCUGUGUUCUGCUUACGUGUCUCCUUCAAGUGUGAUUUGAUCAGGAGUGGAUUUUCGACAUGAGAAAGGUAGUGCACAUGGAGGUGGGAGAGGAUGGCGUUGCGCUUGUGACCUUGAACAAGCCGCCCGUCAAUUCUCUAGAUAACAGUGGACCUGGUUCUCUCGUGUCACAACUGAAGGAAUCGAUUUGCGAGGCUCAUGCGCGGCCAGAUGUGAAGGCUAUUGUUAUCAGAGGAGCAAACGGCAAGUUCAGCGGUGGGGCUGACAUUGGUUCAUUGCAAAAAGUAAAGCAAGUGGGAGAUGGCACUACCUAUCCGACUCAUGUUCGUGGUUCAACCUUCUUCAAUGACAUUAUUGAAGGGGGACCUAAGCCUAUUGUAGCAGCAGUCGAAGGUUUUGCUCUUGGUGGUGGUUUGGAAUUGGCCAUGGCUUGCCAUGCACGCAUUGCUGCCCCAAAAACACAACUGGGGUUGCCCGAGCUCACACUGGGAAUUAUUCCCGGCCUUGGCGGUACCGCACGGCUUCCUCGAUUAGUAGGACUCGUCAAAGCUGUAGAUAUGAUGUUGACUUCGAAGCCAGUAAUGUCCGAAGAAGCCAAGCAGCUUGGCUUAGUGGAUGCUGUGGUACCUCUUCAGCAGCUUGUACCAGUUGCAAGGAAAUAUGCACUGGAUAUUGCUUCUGGGAGGCAAGCUUGGCGGAGAUCACUUUCUUUAAUCGAUCACAUAGGUACACCCGAAGAGUCUUCAAAAAUUCUCAAGCAAGCAAGAGCACGAGCUCAGAAAGCUUACCGCAAUGUGCCUCACCCGUUCGUAAUGUUGGACUGCAUAGAGAAAGGCAUCCUCCAUGGGGGCGUGGCUGGCACCUUGAAGGAAGAAGAAGAAUCUCCUAUGUUGGUAGCAAGCCCUACAGCCAAGGGACUGAUUCAUAUCUUUUUCGCCCAGCGGUCUGCAUUUAAGAUCCAAGGUGUCACAGAUAGUGGAUUAAAACCACAUAAAAUGAAGUCCGUGGCAGUUAUAGGCGGUGGUUUGAUGGGCUCUGGAAUCGCAACUGCCCUUGCUCUUAAUAAUGUCCCAGUAAUAUUGAAGGAGGUCAAUCAAGAGUUUCUUCAAGCUGGACUGAAGAGAAUUGAAGCUAAUGUUAAUGCCCGAUUGAGGAGUGCAUCUGAGAAGGCUCAAAAAGUGCUGAGUUUUGUGAAGGGAACCUUGGACUAUGCAGACUUUUCAGAUGUUGACAUGGUUAUCGAGGCUGUUAUUGAGAGUAUUCCGUUGAAACAACAGAUUUUCGCCGAUUUAGAGAAAUACUGUAAGUCUACAUGCCUGCUGGCAUCAAAUACGUCGACCAUAGAUCUUGGUCUUAUUGGUCAGAAGACGAAAUCACAAGACCGAAUUAUCGGGGCUCAUUUUUUCAGCCCUGCACAUGUGAUGCCACUUCUGGAAAUAGUGCGAACACACGAUACCUCGAAACAAGCUAUUCAAGACAUGUUGGCACUGGCCAAGACUAUCAAGAAAGUGCCCGUUGUUGUAAGGAGCUGUGUAGGUUUCGCAGUGAAUCGUAUGUUUUUCCCUUACUUUCAAGCUGGACAUCUGCUGGUGCAUUUGGGGACCCACCCAUACCGGAUCGAUGCCGUUGUGAAGGCAUUUGGCAUGCCUAUGGGUCCCUUCAGGUUGGCAGACUUGACAGGUAUCCAGAUUGGUCAAGCGACAUCAAGAAUAUACAAAGAUGCUUUCGGCGAACGGACAUACCAAACGAAUCUCAAUGACCUGCUACUAGAGGACAACCGCUAUGGUGAACGGACUGGAAUGGGAUACUACAACUAUAAGAAAGGCUCUCGCGCAGAGCAACCUGCACCGGAGUUGGAUGGCUAUUUGACGAAGACCCGUCAAGCUGCAAGCCUCAUUCCCAAUGGCAAAAUAGUUGAUAUUUCAGACGAAGAGAUAGUGGAGAUGAUAUUCUAUGGUGUGGUGAACGAGGCUUGUCGGGUACUGGACGAGGAUGUUGUCGUGCGCUCCGCUGACCUUGAUAUUGCCUCCGUCUUGGGCAUGGGUUUUCCAGCGUACAGGGGUGGUGUGGUAUUCUGGGGUGAUCAUGUUGGCGUGGAGCGUAUCUACUCGAAACUCAAGCACUGGUCGACUCUAUACGGAUCUUUUUAUCAGCCUUCCGCUGCAUUGGAAAGGGCUGCUCACGGGAAAUACCCACUGUCACAAAUUGUGGAGAAAAGAUCCGGAGCUUCCCGGCUGUAAGGGAUCUGCGUUGUAGCGCCAGUAUCAGUUUUCUAAGAUAGCCAUCCUAGUCCAAUUUUCCAUGAAUCUUCUUCCUGUCGAAAUCAUUGUUCCAAAUGCUCCCACUACAAACAAGAACCAAAGAAUAAAAAACUGAAAGAUGCGAUGUCUUCCUAAUGCCUCCAUUGCUUCA
Messenger RNA from Physcomitrium patens, 2641 nucleotides. Its product is annotated as peroxisomal fatty acid beta-oxidation multifunctional protein AIM1. NCBI's taxonomy places the organism in Eukaryota, Viridiplantae, Streptophyta, Bryopsida, Funariales, Funariaceae. Gene Ontology annotation, biological process: fatty acid beta-oxidation. Gene Ontology annotation, molecular function: NAD+ binding; (3S)-3-hydroxyacyl-CoA dehydrogenase (NAD+) activity. The record is from RefSeq and is a predicted model, not a curated record. Gene Ontology annotation, cellular component: peroxisome.